GCUGUUUGAAAGAGACGUGCGUUGCGAACGAAUUCGCGUGAUGACCGCUGUGGUGUGUGGGAAAAAUUGAGCAAACGAGAAUAAGUAGUGAUUAAAGAGUGUGACAGAAAGGAAGCCGGUCGGCAUCCAGCCGACAACAUGUUUCGCUCGAAGAAAGAUGUCGAUCGUCACGUGCAGAGUAUCUUCAGCAAGCUGCGAAACGAGAACGAGAAAAAUCUUCGUUGUUACAAUGUUGCCAAACUGUAUUACCAAGUAGGUGAUUAUGAAUCUACAAAAAGAUACGUAUGUAGUUACUUAGAAGUAAGAGAUGGCUCGGCUAGUGCACAUAAAUUGCUGGGCCAGGCGUAUGAGGCUCUUGGUCAAAAGGAAGCAGCUUUUAAUGAAUAUAAAAUUUCUCUUGAGAUUGAAGGGAGACAAGAUGAUCUUGUCUUAAAAGUAUGUGAAUUAUUGGCUAACAACGACAUAGCAAUGGAUGUCAAUAAAGUAAAUUAUCUGGUGGAUAGAGCCGACAAACAAUUUCCACACCAUCCAGUAGUUUUUCAAUUGAAAGAGAAGUUGACUAAAGAGAAACCAAACAGUAACAGUGAGGACCUCGAAAAACUCAUCAUAUCUGAAUUGGAUGCAAGACGAACAGAUGUCCAUCUCCAUAUAAAAUUGUUAAAUCAUUACAUGUCAGAACAAAAGUUGGAUAAAGCUUAUGAGCAUGCUAUUAGUGUGGAAGCCAAAGUUUGUUACAAAAACAGUAUCGCGUGGUAUCAGCUAUUGUGCGAGUUACUAACAAAGUGUAAACAGACUAAAUCAUACGACUGGUCCUUCUGGUUUCUCUACAUAACUACGCUGGACAGAUAUGCAAGACUGUGUCUCAAAGAGCAAGGCAGUCACAUAAAGAAAAGCGUUACAGACGCAGCUCAAGCAGUAUUUAAUUUUGACCAAAGUCUGAACGAGAUGAAGUCAAAAAGCUUUUCUAAACAACACCCAUUCACGAAGCACUUGUUCAUGCACAUGUGGGGUCAGUUACACUUCCAUCUGGCAUGCUUACUAUUGCGUAAAACAAAACGUGAGCAAGGUAGUUGGAGCGAAGCGGGAAGACUGUGCGCACCUCUAUUAUUAACCGCAUUGCACGUGGCUCCGCUAGAAAGCCGUACGUGUGUGCAUCUAGAAAAUGAGGGAUUCAAAAAUCAGUUCAAAUUGUGGAACAAGGAGGCCGCAUAUCGAUGUUGUCAAGCUGGCCACAUUCUUCAGGACUAUGCCAAGAAUGAUACGAAGAAACUUAUAGAUAGAAUUGAUAAAUUUUGCACAGGACAUUGGAGAGAGCGUAUUUAUCAGAGAAUUUUUGUAACAAAGAUGUACCUUGACCAUAUACGGAAGUCAUUUUUCUGCGGUGAUACAAUUUGUGAUCCACCUUUGCGUUUCUGUUCCGCAGGUCAACUAAAAUCUUACAGUCAAAUCGCGCAAGAUAUGUGGCCCGAUUCACUGCAUCAUCAGAUCUGGUUCGGAUUAGAGAAUCGAUCGCAGCAUAAAGACGCUCCAUAUCCAAAUCAAUAUUCGCUUAUCUUCCCGGAUUUGCAAUUUUCGGUGUUCAACACGAACCAGGCAGCACCCGACAGCCUGUGCCUGCUCGACAUCGACGCAUUUCUCAACGCGGCGACACUCUGUUCGUCCGCUGUUCUAGAAGAGCAACAACUUGGUAGCUUCAUGAAUCCCGAGAAACUACCGACACUACCGGUUGACCUGACUAUGACAUUGUCCACCAGCAAUCAGGAAAAAUGGUGGUCAGCUGCUUGCAAAAUGUACUCUAAGCGCGAGAACGUAGAUAUUGGCGAUAUCGGCGAGCUGCGAAAAGAAUUGCAGCAGGGUUUGGAAGUAAUUCGCUGCAUUGGCAAUCAUGGUAUGCAUCCCGUGCUGCUUGUGCACCUGGCGCGCAUGUUUCACUAUCGCGCAAAGCUGAAGAAGGAGAAGGACGAAGACAAUAGUCACAUCCCGAGGUGGGAGGCGCGUUCCGAGUUGUAUUGGACCACUGUUAUACCCUUGUUGGAGAGACUGCAGAACAAUCAAACAUUAUGCAUGUCUUCCUCAAAGCUGUUCAACUACCAAGGCAAGGAGAUGAACAACUUUGAGCUGACAAUCGCUCUUGAAGAAGGCAAGUUGCUGCUGGCGCAACGGCUCGUGCGCGAAAAGCAGUACGAGCAGGCGAUCGAUGCGCUUCUAGCGCUCAAGUGCCCGGAGGCGUCGUUUCAGCAAGCAAAGAUCUACAAAAUAUUUGCGGACGAAAUAGUGAAUUCCACGCCCCGCGAGAGUCUCACGUCGGAGAUGCGUUCGCAGCACAUCAUAAUGCUGUCGAAGGCGAGGAACUGCUUCUAUCUCACGCUCGAUCGGCUCCGCAGCCCCGGCAUGAAUCCCAAGCAUCCGCUGAACUCGGAGCUCGGCACUUACAUCGCCGACAUCGAGAACGAGAUGAAGAGGAUAGACCCGGAGGAUCUGGGUAGAGGCGAUUUGAGUAGGAAUGACAUCGACGACUUAUCCGACGAGAGUUAUUCGCCCACUCACAGCGCCGUAGACCAGGCAGUCCACAUCAAUUCGACGUUGCCGGUACUGACGACCGGCGGCUCGAAUAUGCUGAGCACUCCGCAGAGAAACGCGCACCGCACGCCGAAGCACGCCAGCACACCGUGCAAGACGCAGCAUCAGGAUUACCUGAAUCUGUCGAAGAAUCGCAUCGAGGUGCGCCCGAGCCCGGAGCGUCUCGACGCGCAGAUACGGCAGAUCAUGCAAUCGCGAGACAACGAGAUGCAAGAACUGACGGAGCAGAUGAAGAACUUGAUGGAUCAAACGAAAAGCAUGAUGUCGCAGAUGAAGACUCUCACCGACAAAGUGGACAAUCUGACGAAGGAAGUGACGGAGUCGCGCAAGGAAAAUCAGAAGCAGCAGCAGCAGCAGCAGCAGCAACAGCGCGUCCAGCAACAACAGAACGUCAAUCCCCCCGUGGAUCCUGACGAUUUCUACGUCCUCGACGACGACGAGUACGCCGAUCUGAGCUACCAGAAUCAACCAACCGGCCCGGCGUCUUCGAUCUCCGGCAAUAUCUUUGCGUCGCAGCACCGACAUCCUUACUCGUCGCUGCUCUAUCCCUCCGCGGCAACCGCGUUCCAGGGAUAUUACCAAGGCGGAAUACCGUUCACCGAUCCGAACGCCCAGGCGGCUUUGCCACCUCUCUAUCCGCCUGUGUAUCCGAUGCCGGUGCUGUAUCCGAACGCGAAUCAGACGAAGGUGCCGGACAAUCCGCUGCAGCAGGGUCUCUUCGCAUCGACGCUACCAUCGCAGCUGCCCGAUCUCAUGCCGGUGGCGGCCGCGGCGGCCGCGGCAGCGGCGAAUCCGUCGUUGCAGAUCCCACUGCAGCCGAAGGUCGAGACGCCGCGGGCGAAAGUCGAGACUGCUCCGACGACGACGCUUAUCAAAGACGCGCCGGUGAACAAAACGCCGCCUGUGAACGUGGUCAUCACCACAUCCGACACGCUGCCGACCACGGUGCCGUCCACUCAACCGACCCUGAGCGUCACCAUACCGCCGCAGUACCGACUGGCGGGCGGAACGGCUGUCACUUUUUCGUCAAGCACGCCGGGAACGGCGACGGCGCCGACUGUAGCCACAACAGCGAUGAUCACGAAAGCAGCCAAUGCGCCGCACUGCUACCAGAUCCCCAUGCCCUCGCAAGCCACCAUACCGACCACCGUCAAUCUGCCGCCGACGACCAUCUACGUGACACCACCCGUCAUCAACAUACCGCCGGUGUACGCCGGUAAUCUGACGUUCAGCACGCUGUCCGCGAUCACCACCACUCAAUCGACCGCCGGCAGCAACGCUCCGCCGAGCGUGCAGACACCCGAGAAACCUAUUUACGAACCGAUUGAAUCGCCGAAUGCGUCCACGGAGAUAGCGGGCGAGCAAGAGCACGACCCGAUACCGGACUUCGUGCCCGUCAUACCGCUGCCCGCGAAGGUGAAGGUUCUCACCGGCGAGGAGGACGAGGACUCCCUGUACUGCGGCCGGGCGAAGUUAUUCCGCUUCGUCGAUAAGGAAUGGAAGGAGCGCGGCGUCGGUUACGUGAAGCUGUUGCGCAACGCGGAGGGUAAGGUGCGCCUGCUGAUGCGCCGCGAUCAGGUUCUGAAGAUCUGCGCGAACCAUUUGCUGAGGCACGACAUGGAGUUGACACCCAUGUCUAAUAACAACAAGGCCUGGUGCUGGGUCGCUAACGACUUCGCCGACGAGGCGGUGAAGCUGGAGAAGCUUUGCAUUAGAUUCAAGACCGCGGAAGAUGCGACGGCGUUCAAGCAAGCCUUCGACCAGGCCAAGCUCGGCCUGAUCGCGUCUCCGGAGAAACCGUCCAAGACCAAGGACAAAGCGCCUUCCUCCGACAAUAAGAUCAAAGAUCCGAUCAAGGCUCAGAAGCCGCAACCGACGCAGCAAGCUAACAUAAGCUCGACCACGGAGGUGGCUUCGUCGGACAAGUCGAAAUCCGGCACGACAACGCUAGGGGGAUUUUCAUUCAGCUCGAAACCCAUCAUUCAGACAGUCAGCGAGACGAGUGAUUCCAAAAAGUGCGAGGAGCCGCCGAAGGUCAGUCCGUUCAGCGGAUUCUCGUUCACCAAAUCGGCAGCGAAUAACAAAAACGACGCGGCGGUUGUCAAUAAACCCGCCGACUCCAGCAAACCGCCGCUGUCGCAGUUGUUCAAGACGCCGGCUGGUUCCUGGACUUGCGACGAAUGCUACAUCAUCAACUCCGGUUCGAACAUUUACUGCGUCGCCUGCGACAGCCCUAAGGAUCCAUCGCAACCGCCCAAGCCACAGCAGACCAGUAUCUUCCAACUGAACGUGUCCGGCUCUUCUGCCGCGACGCCGAUGACCACGUUCUCCUUCGGCAUUCCUAAGGACACCGCGAAGGAGACGACCAGCACCGGCUUUACCUUCCGGAUGCCAAAAGCAGACGACAAGAGCACGAGCGACAGUACCAAGACGACUUUAUUGAAGACUGAGGAAACCACAGGCACUAACUUUGUGUUUGGUAUGCCGAUAAAAACAUCACAGAAGUCGGGCGAAUCACCGUUCACCUUCGGUUCGCCCACUAAAUCAUUCGGCUUCAACUUUACAGCCAAGUCGCCGGUUAAAUCACCAGGUGGCAGCGGCGGCGGCGGCGGCGGCGGCGAGACCAGCGAAGACGAGGUGGUGGAGAGCGAUGACAUCCAUUUCUCACCGAUCGUGCCGCUGCCGGAUAAAAUCGAGGUGAAGACGGGCGAAGAAAACGAGGAGGUGAUUUACAGUCACCGGGCGAAGCUGUUCAGAUUUGACACUGAAGUGAAGGAGUGGAAGGAGCGCGGGCUGGGCGACAUCAAGCUGUUACGUCACAAGGAAACCGGCAAGCUGCGGCUUAUUAUGCGGCGAGAUCACGUGCUGAAGCUGUGCUUGAAUCACAUGUUGACCACCGAUCUGGAAUUCACGCCGAAGGACGAGAAAACGUGGCUGUGGACUACAGCGGACUACAGCGACGGCGAGAUCGAGUACAUGCAGUUCGCUUGCCGCUUCAAAACGGCCGAGAUUGCGACGAAUUUCAAGCAGACGAUCGACGACGCCAGAAAGACUGUCAGACCAGCGAUCGCCAGCGAGAAAGUGAACAAGGCGAAAACGCCGAUGAAGACGACGAAAGAGAUCGAGAUCGUCUACGAAGCGAAGGUCACGCCGGAAGAGAAAGCGGCCGCCUUAAAAUUGCAGCUCCCAGAGAACUUUUACGCGUAUAAGCAAAAGGAAGACUGUCCCGGUUGCAUAGGCUGCAGGAAACCGAGCUUAGUGUUGUAUCCGGAUGCCUCCUCGCAGGAAACAAAAUGGAAACCUGUAUUGGAAGAGAAAAAACCGAGCAGUGAAUCCAGCCAGAGCGUAGCUCAAUCUGUGAAGAAUGGAUUCUCGUUUGCAAUGGCGCCCAGUGCAACGUUCAAGACGACGCCGGUCACCUCGAGCAUCUUCGACGGCUCCACGAUGAGCUUCGGUACCGGCGACCUGAAACUGUUUAAUGACAAGAAGACGACGACCUUCUCGUUCGGCAUGAAUCCUCAAUUCGGCGCCAACGAAGCAACGGAGAAUACGACAGGCGCCUCGCUUGAAAAUGUCAAGAUCUGCAGUCCUUCGAACGCUCAAGUCACGCAGACGACUGCUUCCAACACGACCGACACCACCGGAUCGAUAUUCAACCAAGCAACGGCGUCCGUCUUCAAAACAUCUAACUUUACCUUCGACUCCAGCAAGAACAUUUUCGGCGGCGCCUCAAAAGCCUCGGAUUCGGCCUUACCGAAGACGUCCAUCUUCGGCGAGAGCGGCGAUGGCAAUUCUCUAUCAUUCGGAAAUUCGACCGCUUCGUUUAACACCACGAAGACGACCUCCGCCGCCGCCGUCACGCCAAAUUCCGUUCCGAGGACGUCGCUGUUGACCAUGAGUUCCACCUUGGGACCUGGUUCGUUCCAGUUCGGUAUUGCGCCCACGCAGCGAACUUCGAAGGCCAACGAUACUGCUGCAGCGUCGACCAUCGCAUUCGACGCGUCUAAUCAGUCCAGCAACUCGGUGUUCGCCACUAGUUCCACGCCCUUCUCGAAGAUGACAUUCGGCAACACUACUUCGCCGUUCGGUGACUCCACGACAACGACGAAUAUCUUCGGGACAACAGCGACGACAAACAUCUUCGCGAAACCAUCGGACGAGCAGAAGAGCGAAGACAACACCAGUUUCUUGGUAGAGGAUACUAUAUCGUUCGCGGCGAUCGCUAAGAUCGCUGCAGAAAAAGCGAUAAAACCGUCGGAGGCCUUCAAAAUCGAUCCCAACUUUAAAUUCGCUGGUGCGGGAUCGUCAGUUUUUGGCUCGAAACCUGUCUUGUCAUCAUCGUCGUUAAACAGCUCGGGAACAGUGCAGAACAGAUCGCAUAAUGAGUCUGUGCAAAAGGAAGACAAUGAAGAAGAUGAGGGCGAAGUAGACAACGAGCAGGAACACGACCCUCAUUUCGAGCCCAUUAUACCUUUACCAGAUGCCAUUGAAGUUCGAACUGGCGAAGAAGAUGAAGAGAAAGUGUUUUACCACAGAGCCAAGUUGUACAGAUACGACAACGCCACGAAGGAGUGGAAGGAGCGCGGCAUCGGCGAGAUGAAAAUCCUGUACCACGCGGGUCACGGCAGUUACCGGCUUCUGCUGCGUCGGGAACAGGUUCACAAAGUCGUCUGCAACUUCCUGAUCACCCACGACGUGGAAUUCCAUCCACUCUCCACGUCGGACCAGGCCUGGAUGUGGGCCGGCGUGAACUACGCCGAUCAGGAGCCGUGCGCCGAACAGUUAGCCGUUAAAUUUAAAUCGUCCGAUCUGGCUCGGCAGUUUAAGGCACACAUCGAUGCGAUUCAACAGGAAUUGCGCGGAAAGAAAAGUGUUCAAGAUGAAAGAUAUAUCAGCGAAGUGCACGAGAGCGAGGAACACGAUCAAAGCAACGAUGUGGACGAGGAGGAAGAGGAUGAAGAGGAGGAGGACGACGAAGACGACCAAGAGAUGCUUCCCAUAAUCGAAAAACCCGCCACUGUAUUCGCGAGAUUGCUACACGACGAGCCCAACAAGUGGCAAGCCGUAGGCUCAGGAAACCUGGCGAUCUAUUACGAUUCCGAGAUCUAUGCGGAGAGAAUCGUCCUGAAGCUCGACGAUUCGGAGGAAUACGCGAGCAACACUAUCAUCAGCAUGGACACCUUGAUGCAGGUGGAAGGCAAAGAAUGUAUCUGGAGUGGAAUCGAUUACGCCUCGGAACCCCCAGUAAGAAGAGUUCUACGGGCAGUCUUCUCGUCGAUAGAAGCAGCGCAAGAAAUGCACACAUUUUACGAAGAUGCAUUGGACAGUGCGAAGCAAGCCGGAGUCGUCGAAUAUCAAGAUGAAUAAAGCUCCUAAGAGCUUUCUAAUAGUAGCUGACAAUUGGCUGUUGUUAUAUAAUUCAUUACCUUCCUAUUUUAGAUUAAGCGUAAAUGGUUGUUUCUUACCGAUCCCUUGAACAUGUAAGAAUUUGCAAGGGUGAACACCGUUAGAUUUUUACAUAGCCUUUUCUUUUUUAGAAUUAAGACAUGAGUUUGAUAAGAAAAAAUUAUAACCAUCAUUUACAUAUGAAUGAUAAGUGCAAAUUUCUUCUAAUAAUUCAUGUGCUACGAAAAAUAUUUAUAACAAUUGCACAAAAAAAUAGAAACUUAAAUACCACGA
Messenger RNA from Linepithema humile (Argentine ant), 8259 nucleotides. RefSeq names its product E3 SUMO-protein ligase RanBP2. The record is from RefSeq and is a predicted model, not a curated record. NCBI's taxonomy places the organism in Eukaryota, Metazoa, Arthropoda, Insecta, Hymenoptera, Formicidae. Gene Ontology annotation, molecular function: protein binding; GTPase activator activity. Gene Ontology annotation, biological process: intracellular transport. Gene Ontology annotation, cellular component: nuclear pore; cytoplasm.